AUUUUGAGGAAUGAAAUCUGGCGCAAACAGCACAGGAGCGAAAACUAUAGACCAAUUUAAAGUCUUAGCUGAACUUAAUACAGGCUGUUUUGGAAGAGUAUCAAAAAUUGAAGAAAUUGAGACAGGGGAAAUUCUUGUCUGGAAAGAGAUAAAUUACAAGAAUAUCGAUAAAAAGCAGCAGAAACUAAUAAUCACAGAAGUCAAUAUCAUGCGCUCACUCGAUGAUGAUAAUGUGGUAAAAUACAAAUACAGAAUCAAUGAUAAAACAAAAGAGAAGCUUUACAUAGUCAUGGAAUUCUGUGAAAAAGGUGACCUCAAACAAUUUCUUGACAAGAGGAAAAGAUCUAAAGAGCCCAUACAGGAAGACUCCAUCUGGAACUUAUGAACCCAGAUGUUACUUGCUCUCAAUGCCUGUCAUAAAAAUAAAGAAAGAGUUAUUAUCCACAGAGACCUUAAGCCAGGAAACAUCUUUAUUGACAGAUUUGGCCAAUUUAAGCUAGGCGACUUUGGAUUGAGCAAAGAACUCUCUGAGAAUUCAGUCUGAGCUAAGACCAAUCUUGGUACCCCUUAUUAUAUGUCUCCUGAACAAGUCAAAGGAAAUGAAUAUGACCAAAAAUGUGACAUCUGGGCCUUAGGUUGUAUAAUACAUGAAAUGGCAGCAUUAGAUGUUCCUUUUAGAGCUGAGAACUACCUCAGGCUUGCAGAGGUUAUUUCAAAGGGAGAAAAAUCGCCGAUUCCAGAACGUUACUCAGAGGAUUUACACAAAUUAAUCGACUUAAUGAUGCGGAAAGACCCAAAGAUAAGACCAAGUGCUUCAAAAUUACUAACCCAUCCUAAAAUUUCUGAGUGCCUUACAAGGAUAAACCUGAAGAAAAGAAUGGAUCUCAAAGUUGAGAGAGAAGAGUUCCUCAAAAGACAAAAAGAGUUAUUCAAAUAAAGAGCAGCUUUUACGCAAGAAGGAGAGAGAGUUAGAACGGCUUAACAAAAAGUACCUAAAAAGAGUCAAAGAGCUUAAUGAGCAUGAAAAACAGCUUGAGAGGAAACAUUCUGCUCUUGAAAAUAUGACUCUAAAUUCUGAUAUUUCUAAGAAUUUCACACAAAAUGAGGGUCAGAGGUUGAACAAAACAGUUGAUCAGACUCAAGAGAUGUCAGCUUUAAAAGCAUCUCAUGACAGACAAAUUGAUACCUCUGUAAAACUCGAGCGGAUGAGCUAUGAUUUUAAAGAGAAUGAUCAAAAUAAGGAGAAUAUAAAUAUUUCUAACAGAAAUCUUCUUUCUUCCACAUCUUCGUUCCCAGGUAAUAAUUGUAGGAAUGUGAGCAGCAACGAAUCCAAGGUGUUCACAAGUCCACAUAAUUAUGAUGAUUCUCAGAGAGAUGCUCAGAACUCUUCUAAACGCUCUGGGAAAAUGAGAUGCGAGCUCUUCAGUAAAAAUGUGAGCAUAAACCUCUGCAAUGAAGAAAAUAGCAAUGAUAGCAGGAGUAGCUAUAAGACUAAGGAAGGAACUACAUACUUUCAUAGCAAUAGUAGAGAUAAGACAGGAUCUUUGACUACAGGGGAUACAUCCAUUAUGGUGAGGAGCAAUGCCAAAAAUGCUCUCGAGAGCCAUAUGGCAGCGAAGGAGAGAUAUUGUGAUACUAGUACCUUUAGUGCAACACGAGGCCUUCCCCCUAGUGGUCAGAAACAAGUAACUAGAACUUCUCUUGACAUUCUAAAGCAAGGAGAGUUGAAUGAUGAUAAUACACCUGAAGGAGCUACUAAUUUAUCAAGAAAUUUCUCAACAAACUUCCUUCGGAUAGCUAACAUCGCUGAAGGCAAUAGAAACAGGGCAUCAAACCAAAAGACUAUUGCAGCAUCUUUCAGGACAAAUAGUGUAGAAAACUUGCAUGCUAGGCAGCACAUGCAAGGAGGAAAUCUUACCUUUAGAAAGAAUCUGGCUCCUAGUAAUCUGGCUAACAUGAAGGUUGGAAGCAGCUUAACAUUUAAGAAAUCAAGCAACAUUAGCAUAACCAAACCUCCGAUGAGAAAUAACUUAUCCAACACAGGAAUGGAUCCUAGCAUUUUGAAGAAGUUUCAGAAAAUGAAGUCUGGUUCAAAGAAUUCAGUCAUAAGGAAGAACUUUAAUACAUCUUCAAGUACAAAGAACUUGAAAGUUGUUUCAACAUCCUCAAGUGCCCGUGCUGGCUUUAUAAGCAAGGGAAGAUAUCAAUUAACAAACUUAGAGUCUAAUAACACCCCAAAGGAAGCUAUGGGGCAUACUUUCGAAAUAAACAAUAGUCUUUCCAGAGACCAAAAAGCUGAAGAUCUUCAAAGAGUGGAUUAUAGAAGGGUGAAGGAUUUUAAUGAUCACAAUAAAGCAAAAGAUGACUGACUUUAUUACAAUAACAACAAAUUUUGCCAACCACAUUGUGAAGCAAAUGACUACUAUCGAAAAGAACAGAGAAAUCAGUUAUUUCAGAGACGGUUAUCUUCAAAUUGUCAAAAAUCAUAG
Moneuplotes crassus is the source of this 2489-nucleotide messenger RNA. The record is from the annotation of a GenBank genome assembly. NCBI's taxonomy places the organism in Eukaryota, Ciliophora, Spirotrichea, Euplotida, Euplotidae.